CACCGAAGUGCCUCUCACUGAUAAGCCUUACCUCAUGCCUCGUACAUCGCCAUGGACGAGUCGAGGAUAGUAUAUAUAUGCCGCCUUUGUGAGCAAUGGUAACCUCAAGUCCCAGUCUGCCUAGUGGUUCAAGUAUGGCGACUGCAGCUCCUCAAGACCAGGAUCAAAUAGCCUAUGUACACUCCGUAUCUUCUUACUCGGAGGAGAAGAGCGCCAUCACCGCAGAAAUUAAAUCCGUGUCUGGUGACUCUGAAGGGUCAGAGCCUCAUGUACAAUUCCUAAACACAGAUGAUCCAUUUCCGGAGCUUCCGGAUGCCCCUGUCGAGGAACAACAGCUAACCGUUCGAGCUGUACUAGUCGGCUGCAUUUUGGGGGGCAUCAUCGCAGCCAGCAACAUCUACCUGGGUCUCAAAACGGGGUGGACAUUUGGCGCGUCGUUGUUCGGCUCGAUUAUAGGCUUCGCGAUCUUGAAACCACUCUCAAGAACUGCACCGACAUUUCUUGGCGGGGGCUAUUUUGGGCCUAAAGAGAACAAUGUUUGUCAAUCUGCCGCCACGUCAGCGGGAAGCCUUGGGUUGCUCUUCACCUCGGGUUUUCCUGCCGCAUACCAACUUGGGCUACUGAGCGCUCAUCCCAAAGACGACUUUGCCAGACUAAUCACUUUCACGAUUUGUUGUGCCUUCUUUGGUUUGAGCUUCACUCAACCGCUGAGGAAGUUUUAUAUUUUGAAGUUGAAGCUCGUAUUUCCUUCCGGCGUGGCUGCUGCGUACACGAUUCAAUCUUUGCAUGCGGGCAAGAACGCAGAAGUGACAGCAAAGAAGAAAACCAAGGCGCUGUUCUUCUCCUUCCUCUUUGCCAUUUCUUUACGGGUGGUCAGCGAGUAUGCUCCAGGAUUGCUUUGGGAUUGGCACAUUUUCUACGCUCUGAAUCGAAUCGGGUGGAGUUCAGUGAUCGCCGCUGAGAGCUGGGGAUGGAUUUGGGAGUGGACCCCCGCGUUCAUUGGCGCAGGGAUGCUCACGGGUAUCAAUGCCUCGUAUAGUUUCAUCGGUGGAAGUUUCCUCGCUUGGGCUGUUUUGGGUCCCAUUAUUGUCGCCAGAGGAAUAGCUUUCGGGACCCCUGCAGACCCAUCUAUACCUGGAUACAUGAAUUAUAUGGGAAUGACUCUUCAAGAUCCGAUCAACGAUCCAUCUCCGAGAUACUGGCUGCUCUGGCCUGGCACAUUAAUGCUUAUCUGCGCAAGUUUCGCAGAAGUAGCAUGCAAUUGGAGGUCUUUGUAUGCAGCAAUCCGCUCCGCUUUCGGAAUGAUCCUGCAACGAUUCUCAAAAGACGGUGUAGUGGACGAAAUUGUGGAUCCUGUACCCGAGCAUGAACGCGUGCCUUUCUGGGCUUGGGGUUCUGUGCUUGUCCUCAGUACGAUCGUUACAUGUGUCGUAAUGGGUGUUCAGUUCGGACAGAACGUCGGCAUUACUCUCCUCGCGAUCGUGUUCUCUUUUUUGUUCAGUUUCAUUGGUUGUGAAAGCUCUGGCCGGACAAAUAUCAAUCCCGUCACAUCGAUCGGUAAUGCCUCGCAGCUCAUUUUUGGAGGAUUAGGAAGGGGUCGGAACUACAGCGUCCAACGAGGCGAGCUCCUGAACUUGCUUUCUGGAAUGUUGACGCUAGGUGCCGCGGAACAAGCUGGGGAUAUGAUUGGCGAUCUCAAAACGACACACCUCCUCCGCGCGUCCCCAAAGGCCGUUUACGUAGCUCAACUCUGUGGAGCUGUAGUAUCAAUUUUCAUGGCUGCCGGUCUCUACGUCGUGUUUUCCACCGCUUACCCGUGCAUCAACGAUUUGAGCUACACAACAUGCGCCUUCCCCGCGCCUGAUGUACAGUCAUGGCGUGCAGUGGCCGUUGCUGUGUCUUCGAGCACGUUGCCCAUUCCACCGUCUUCUGGAUAUGCUGCUAUCGCACUUGGAUUGGUAGCCGUCAUCUCUGUCGUGGCGAAGUAUACUGUGGUUCCUCCGAAAUAUCACGACUUCGUACCCAACUUCAAUGCUAUUGGAAUUGGCUUCAUAAUGAACGUCUGCACGUACCCUAUGGCAAUGUUUACUGGCUCGACUAUUGCAUUUUUCUGGAGGAGAAUGUUCUUCAACAACUACCAGAUGUAUUGUUUUGCUGUGGCAGCGGGUUUUAUUGCAGGAGAAGGUAUUGGUGGUAUCGUGAAUGCAGUUUUCACAAUUUCGGGCGUCUCUGGUGCAACAUACGGGACAUCUGUCGGGUGCCCUGGUAUGAUUUAUUGCGGAUAGAUGUUAUGUAGGACUAGAGUCUAGACGGACAUUAAUGCGGAGAUCGAAAUGAAA
Suillus plorans is the source of this 2339-nucleotide messenger RNA. RefSeq names its product OPT oligopeptide transporter protein-domain-containing protein. Gene Ontology annotation, cellular component: fungal-type vacuole membrane. The transcript has 13 exons. Gene Ontology annotation, molecular function: oligopeptide transmembrane transporter activity. Lineage: Eukaryota; Fungi; Basidiomycota; Agaricomycetes; Boletales; Suillaceae. The coding region runs from base 96 to 2285 and encodes 729 amino acids. The record is from RefSeq and is a predicted model, not a curated record.